Messenger RNA from Dendrobium catenatum, 895 nucleotides. Its product is annotated as protein CURVATURE THYLAKOID 1D, chloroplastic-like. The coding region runs from base 47 to 691 and encodes 214 amino acids. The transcript is spliced from 5 exons. Lineage: Eukaryota; Viridiplantae; Streptophyta; Magnoliopsida; Asparagales; Orchidaceae. Gene Ontology annotation, cellular component: thylakoid; chloroplast thylakoid membrane. The record is from RefSeq and is a predicted model, not a curated record.
CACAAAAUUUAUGAGAGGCAGACCUUAGGACUGGGAUAUCGUUAAGAUGGAGUUGUGCUGCACUCCGCGAGCUCUCUUAUGGCUUUCUCGUCCUCCGUCGUCGCUGCUCCCUCGCAUUUGCUCCUCUCUGACCGCACGCCCUCGACCCUUUCUCUUUAUGCCCAAAUCUCUCUCCUCUUACCCCAAACCAGAAUUACGAUGCCCUGGAGCUGCGGACUCAGAGGAAACAUUGACCUUUGUGUCGGAGAAAUUGGAAGAGCCUGUGUCGUCUAAAGUGGGGGAAGUUUCCUUCGAUGCUGUUCCAGUUAAUGAAACCUCGAACGUUGUAGGGCAGAGCGAGAGCGGGGAUUUCUUGAGUGAACCUGUUCCAGCUGAUGAAGCCGUGAGUGUUGGAGAAAAGAUUGAGAUCGUGGAGUUCUUGAGUAAACUGAAUCUCAAGCUGGAUUCUCCGGACUCUUACUACCUCCUCCUGUACGGGGCUGGCGCUCUGCUUGCUCUGUGGAUAACAUCAGCCAUUGUUGGUGCAAUUGAUUCCAUUCCUCUGUUCCCAAAAUUGCUGGAAUUGGUUGGCAUUGGUUACACAGCCUGGUUUAGCUACCAGUAUCUCAUAUUUAAGAAAAACAGGGAGGAUUUUUUUGCAAAAAUUGCAGAUCUCAGGGAUCAAAUUAUUGGGCAACCUGACAGGGAAUAGUUGUUCGGUACAUGCUUGAAGCCUUCUUUUUAUUUGUUUCUGUUAAUAUGCUGAAGUAUAUAUGAGCUGUUUGUUACUUUGUAAGUGAUGAAGCUUUGUAACUGUUCACCAAUAGUAAUUUCUGAAAUUCCAAUUAUAGAUUUUAUUCUUGAAUUCUCAUGUCGUUGUAACCUAAAAAUAAAUUUUACUUGUUUUCUUUGUAUA